Molecule: messenger RNA, 1780 nt
Organism: Orycteropus afer afer
Lineage: Eukaryota; Metazoa; Chordata; Mammalia; Tubulidentata; Orycteropodidae
Gene: UTP18
Product: UTP18 small subunit processome component
Biological process (GO): rRNA processing
Cellular component (GO): Pwp2p-containing subcomplex of 90S preribosome; small-subunit processome
Molecular function (GO): protein binding
Source: RefSeq, a predicted model, not a curated record
AUGCCGCCGGAGCGAAGGAACCGAAUGAAACCGGAUCCGAGUAGCAGAGGGAAGCAACAUCGUAAAGCCCUAAUGAAGCCGGACAGGAGAACCGAAGCAAGGCCGGAUGGACCGGCCCCAAAGGCUGUUCCUUCAUCCCAGCGGAAACCGCCGGCCCCGCCGAAUGCGGCGACCACUACAAUUGCAGUCGCGGUGGAGGAGGAGAGGCAGCUCCGGCAACAGAACCGUCUGGCGCUGGAGGAGGACAAACCAUCCGUAGAGCGGUGCUUGGAGGAGCUCCUUUUCGGCGACGUUGAGGACGACGAGGACGCGCUGCUGCGGCGUCUUCGGGGCCCGCGGGUGAGGGAGGCCGCAGCGCGCGGACUGGGCGCUCGCGGGCGGGGCGCGCGGAGGGCGGUGAAGCUCGGGGGGGCGGAGCCUGGGCGACCUGCGGCGGCGGGAGCGCACACAGGUGGGAGGGAGCCGCAGAACGCAGACGCCGAAGGGCUCCUCUUUGCAUUUCAGCAUGCCAUGGGGGGCGUACCUGCGUGGGCAGAAACUACUAGGCGGAAAAAAUCUUCAGAGGAUGAAAGUGAAGAGGAUGAAGAUGACUUGUUGCAAAGAACUGGAAAUUUCAUAUCCACAUCAACUUUUCUUCCGAAAGGAAUCUUGAAGAUGAAGAACUGCCAGCAUGCUAAUGCUGAACGUCCUACUAGUGCCCGGAUCUCAUCUGUGCAGUUCCACCCUCGUGCACAAGUUGUGAUGGUUGCUGGGUUAGAUAAUGCUGUUUCGCUGUUUCAGGUUGAUGGAAAAACGAAUCCUAAAAUCCAGAGCAUCUACUUGGAAAAGUUUCCAAUCUUUAAAGCUUGUUUUAGUGCUAACGGAGAAGAGGUUUUAGCCACAAGCACACACAGCAAAGUCCUUUAUGUCUAUGAUAUGUUGGCAGGAAAGUUAAUUCCUGUGCAUCAAGUGAGAGGUUUGAAGGAGAAGAUAGUGAGGAGCUUUGAAGUUUCCCCAGAUGGAUCUUUCUUGCUUAUAAAUGGCAUUGCUGGAUAUUUUCAUUUGCUAUCAAUGAAGACUAAAGAACUGAUCGGUAGCAUGAAAAUUAAUGGAAGGGUUGCCGCAUCCACGUUCUCUUCAGAUAGUAAGAAAAUAUAUGCCUCUUCAGGGGAUGGGGAAGUUUACGUUUGGGAUGUCAACUCUAGGAGAUGCCUUAACAGAUUUGUUGAUGAAGGCAGUUUAUAUGGAUUAAGCAUUGCCACAUCUAGGAAUGGACAGUAUGUGGCUUGUGGUUCUAAUUGUGGAGUGGUAAACGUAUACAAUCAAGAUUCUUGUCUCCAAGAAACAAACCCAAAGCCGAUAAAAGCGAUAAUGAACUUGGUUACAGGCAUUACUUCUCUGACCUUCAAUCCUACUACAGAAAUCUUGGCAAUUGCUUCAGAAAAAAUGAAAGAAGCAGUUAGAUUGGUUCACCUUCCUUCCUGUACAGUAUUUUCAAACUUUCCAGUUGUUAGAAAGAAGAGUAUUUCUCUUGUUCAUACCAUGGAUUUUUCUCCCAGAAGUGGGUAUUUUGCCUUGGGCAACGAGAAGGGCAAGGCUCUGAUGUAUCGGUUGCACCAUUACUCAGACUUCUAAAGAAGAUUAUUUGAAAUCCGUGCAAGCCACAAGAGAAGCCCAUCAUAGUAUAUCUUUUCAGAAUCUUUCCUGAAUGUGUGAUAAUAUAUAAAUAAUGAUUUAUUGUGCCAGCUGUGCUUAUUUACAAUAAGAAAUGUCUUAAUAAAUAUAUGGCAACUUUUGUUUG